AUGGCUAAAGUUGAUACCUAUCACUCCUGUCCUGCGAUCCAUAGGCUGUCUCUGAAGACUAUCAACGAUGACCCUGAUGAUAAGCUUGAAAAUGGAUUUACCAGGUAAACUCGGUUCUGUAAUUCAACAUAGCCUGACUCCCAAAUAAAGCACAACCUGAAACCCUAACAUUAUGGGAAUAUAGUUCACAAGGGUUUCCAGCAUGGUGCCUAUCAGCACAAUAGUGCCCUUGAGGCCAUUGCCUGCUGCUCAGAAAAACUCUGAGUCCCCUCCCCCACUCACUGCCCACUUGGUCAUGAGAAGAUGUCUCCUGGUAUUCAUUUGCUCUCUGCACACCCCACCACAGCCUCACUGUGCCUGGGCCCAGAAACGGCUACGUCAGAUCAUAAAUACAAAUGUCAGCCCACUAAUUUACCUCGUCAUGCACUCCUAUGCAGGUUUACCUAGAAAUAAGCCCCAUUUAAACCCAUAGGAUGCAUUCUACCCCACCUAAGUGUCGAACUGUAGCCUUAACAGUGCAAUCCUAACCAUGGCUGAUCAGAAGUAUUGGAUUCAAUGGGACUAACUCCCAGAUAAGUGGGUUCAGGUGUGCAUUCUGAGCCAUAUAAUGGAUUUCCUCCUCUACCCUCGUCUCAGAAUGGAUUUUAGUAUCUGUUGAUUUUUUUUAGCAUGUGGGCUUUGAUUCUGACUGGAUUUCUACAGUCCCCCCACCCCCACCGCCGGCUCACCUAUUGUUUUCUGCCUUGACCGUCUAGGAUGGGUCUGGCAGAAAAUCUAAUAGAUGCGAAGACAAUGCAUCUGUCAGUAAGUUCCGUCUGGCAAAAUUCUUGUGGACAUCAAGCGAUGCGGAACUGAGGCGGAAGAUUAUUAAUGUGCUGCGUUUUUCAUAACGUCACCCGUGACAGUAAUAGCACUUGUGACUUCGGAAGGAAUGCAUGUUCCUCCACGGUUGUUGCCUAAUUGGGAGAGCUGGAGGAAUAGCAAGCGCACAUCAAAUGGGGGCUAAAUGUGUCGUUCUUUCGGGUUUUACUCUUUGAUUCUCAAGGACCCGCUCGCUGUGUGAGGAGGGCACGUCUCCCGAAUUGCACAGAGUCAUUUCCAUGGAGACGGGCGGCCUGCCUGAAUCUCGAAGAAGCUCAUUCUCAGGCAGUGGAGCGAUGGCUAGGUAAGCUACAUUUGGGAGAUGGCAUGGCAGUGACCUUGCAAGAGGUUAAUGGGAUCUUGCACUGGAAGCAAAGGGGCAGGGCGGGGCUGGCCAGCGAAAAUGCCUAAGAAAGAAAUUUUCGUUCAUAUCAAACUAUUAUAGAAGAAAUGGACGAUAAAUUGAUCACCAUCUGAACUAUUAGGAUCAUUGGAGCCAACUCCUAGGGGCCAAUGGGUCUUUGUACCCCUAAAAAAUAUUUGAGUGGGUCAGGCCACCCCAAAGUUGAAGAGCAUUGCCAUUCAAAUGGUGUGUGUGCACUGCGUCAUAUGAUUGACUGUGCUUAGUUUUCCCUCCCAAUAUUUUAUUCAAGUUGGCACCCCUGAUUAGUAUUGGAGGCGUGUUGCAUUGGGCGAUUAAGGUGGUAUUCGAAGCAUAUUCUUUUUAGUUCCUUGAGAGAAUGUAAAAUUGAGAGUGAAUUCUUGGUGAAACCUUUUUCGGUUUUCUAUCAGAAGUCACAUUUUGUAUUUGGCAUAACUCCCACUUCAGCAGUUUUCAUGGGAGGUGGUGGGGAACCACAAUCUUCUAAAAGGCCACCAUGGGGCUUGUCUCAGCACCAGCUAAAAUGAGGCUGUGUGGAGCAGCACUAAGUCCUUGCAAAAUGUUACCUUCUCUUCAAUGUUUUGUUGAUUGUGCGUCUGAUGUAUGAGAAAGCAUCUAGCUUUGCAAAUAUUGGCACAGAAAUGCUGGGUUCGUUCCCUUUAAUCACCACGGGGGGUUUCUUUCUCCAGAAUGUAACUUGGACGAAAGCAAAAUGUUCACCGUGCAACUUUGACAAAGAAUUGUUACUUAUCAUGUAAGCGGUUUUAGGUUAUGUGAAGGAGAGUGUUUUGUUAUUGUUGUUGGAGAAACCCAUGUUAGCAAAAAUAGCUUUGUCUCUGCAUUAGUAGUGGGGAGAACACAGAGUGUGAAAUAUGAAUACUUUAAUAGCGCAAGGUUCAGCCACACAUUUACAUUAUGGGACCAGCCCUACUUUUAGCCAGAGUGGGGAGGCCACCUUGGGCAGAUGUUUUGGGGUGUCAUGAAAUGGUAGCAAACGCUAUUUAUUAUCUUUGUUGCCUAGGAUAAGGAGAAAUCAUGUAGGAUUUUCUGGCUGCAGUGCCAUAAUAACUUGAAUAGCCCUGGUUAGAUGUGACAAAUUAUACAUAUAUCCCCCUGUGCACAUAUGUGUAAUAUUUACUUCAGAUGUUGAAAUUUAAAGAUGUUUUAUAUUGAAGUGUAGACAUCCACUUCAUCAAAUGGAAAUACAUCAAAAUGUAAGGAGUGAGGUGUUGGUGCUGACCUUUCAAGCCCUAAACGGCCUUGGCCCAGUAUACCUGAAAGAGUGUCUCCACUCCCAUCUCUCAGCCUGGACACUGAGGUCCUCCUCUGAGGGUCUUCUGCUGGUUCCCUCACUGCAAGAAGAGAACUUACAGGGAGUCAGGCAGAGGGCCUUCCCUGUUUUGGGAAGUUUUUAAUGUUUGAUGUUUUAUUAUGUUUUAAUAUAUGCUUCAAGCUUCCCAGAGUGGCUGGGGAAAUCCAGCCAGAUGGGAGGGGUAUAAAAUAAUAAUAAUAAUAAUAAUAAUAAUAAUAAUAAUAAUAAUAGGUUCUGCACGCACCAUGUGUUUAGUUUGUGAAAGUUUCAAACAGACCUUCAAUGACACAAUUACAAGGGAAUGCUAACCUUAGGAAACCUUCUGAAGUACGUGUACAGUUGUUCACUUUCCCCUGGUCAGUUCGUACUGCCUAGCUGUUCCCUCCAUCCUUUCAGGUUAUCGUGGUUCAUCUUAUCACUGCGAUCCUGGGCCAGGAGGAACUUACAUCAUGAAGACCAAAGGCCAGAUUCCUUUCUUGAGCGAAUCCGAGGGCCAGAGCUCAAAGACAUUCCCAGUAGAGACAGCAACACCCAGCUGAACUACGAUGAGGCAGAUGGAUUGAAAAAGUAAGAGGAUACAGCUUCUGUGGGAAGAUAUUUGCUUGGAACGUUGUGUUUACAGAGGAAGAAUGAUGCUGCCUGUGGCAGAGGGAUACUUAGUGCAAGUGCUUUUCUCCUAGGAAAGAAGGUGUCAGUACUCACCAUGCAAGGGAGGAUUCUCAGACUCUACCAGAGCAUUGUGCCUUCUUUCCUAAGCUGGGAAGAAGCUUCCUGGACUUUGGGAAGGAGCUACGAGGCUCUGAUUUCGGAAGAAAAAGCAUUGCUUAGUGCAGAACUGAUAGGUACUGAAUACUGUAUGGGAAAACUUUGGUCCUCCAAAUGUUUUUAGGUUCCAACUCCCAUCAUCCCUGACCACCGGCCAUGCUGGCUGGAGCUGAUGGGAGUUGGAGUCCAGCAUCCUCUGGAGGACCAGAGCUUCCUUGGCCCUGCUGUAAACAAUCCCAAAAAUUAAUUGGAAGUCUCGCCAUUAGCUUUAAUGCAUUGUGACUUGCACCUGUCAUGUAUAAGGGCUACAAGUCUAUAGCAAUAGUUUUCGGUGAAUGUACCCAUUCAGUCAUACUCCUGAUCAUGUAGAUUUAUGGCUGGAUCCUUUCUAUGACUUCCACCCCAGGCUUCCAGACUGAACUUGGUUGCCCAUGUUGAAAUAUGGAUGGUCUGCAAUGCAUGGCAAAUAGAGCUGUUUACUCAGUCUUCCAUAUUUUACACCAGGGCUGAGCAACCUGUGACCGUGCAGAUGCUGCUGGCUGCAAAUCCCAUAAUCCAUGCCCUUUGACACUGCUGGCUAUAACUGAUUGGAUUUGCAGUUCACCAAUAUCUGAAGGACCACAGGUUCCCCAGUCCAGUUUGAUGCCAAAUGAAACCAAACUUCUGCAGUGAGAAUAAUAAUGCAGAUUAAAUAAAUUUGCAGAGAUUUGCCUCUUUGGCAAAAAUGACCAUGCGCCCAAGAUUCAUUUCUCCCCCCAAAAGCUCACACUGUUGGGCAGGAAACAAUGCAUGGAAAGUGAGAAAGGAAGGGCAUAGAGGCUGGGAUCUGACUGUUGGUACAAUUGAGGGAGGAGAGAAUGGAAGCUGCUGGGGAGAAAAUGAGGACAGGACACAGCACAGGAAGCUGCAUUGUCCCAAGUCAGACCAUUGGUUCAUCUUCUUUGGUAUUGUCUGCACUGACUGACAGCAGCUCUUCAGAGUUUCCCAACCCUACCAGGAGAUGACAGCAACUGAACCUGAGAAUUUCUGGGUGCAUAUAAUGUGCACUACCAACCCAUGCAAACCCUCCUUCUCCAGCAGCCUUGUCCAUUGACAUUGGAACCUUGCCCGGGCCUCUGUGGUGUCUCAGCUUUCCCCCAAUAUUGCUUAUUUAGGUUUUCAACUUUUUCUCGCCCCUUGGACUACCCAAUCAGAAGCGAGUCCUUAGAAUGCUGCAUUGUGUGGCACAGGGACGCAGAGUCUGUGACCCUCCCCAUGCUCUUGGCUUCCAUCUCCCAUCAGCCCCAGCUAGUGUGGUCCAUUGUGAGGAAUGAUGGGAGUUGUAGUCCAACAGCAUCUGGAAGGUCACAUUCCUGGUGCAGUAGAUACCACAGAAUGUGCUCGGGGCUGGCUGUUUGUCAGGUCCCUGAGCUUGUAGAAUGUCUACACCUUAUUCAGUCAAGGAGAUAUUUCUAAACGUUUGCUCUGUGUGUUGACAGUAUUUAACCGUUUUAAGUAGUAGCCCCUGGAUGAUUAAAAGAGGGCAUAGAAUAUUAGAACUGUAGAGUUGGAAAGGACCACGAGGGCUGUCCAGUCAAGGCCCUGCAAUGCAGGAAUCUUUUGCCCAGCUUGGGGUUCAAACUCACAACCCUGAGAUUAUGAGUCUCGUGCUCUACCAACCAAGCUGUGAUACCCCAGUAAUCUGUGUUCUGUGUAUCUAGCACUAUCUGCUGUUGAUUACAAGGUUUGAGACCAAUCUGGGUGCUCCUUAACUGCAGGCUUCGUAUGUUCACUUCAGUUUAGAGUUGUGAGUCUCCACCUAUCACAGGCAGGGAAUCAAAAGCGUGCAUCACUGAUGCAACCGCGAUAUCCCUCCCUCCCCCAAAUGAUAAGCGUUGAACCUGGGCUCUCCAAUAGAGAGCAUUCCCCUUCCUUUGAAGUUCCAAAUUUGCAGCGUUCCAGCCAUGUCUCUGCUCUGCCGCGGUGUUUGCAGCAGCAGUAAAUAUGCCUGUUUUCUGCCAAGCCAGUCUUGGCACCGCUGCUGCGAGGAUGACUGGAACGGCUUGAGGAACACUUAAGAGUCGCAGCCAAACGGGUGCUAUAAAUAGCUGGAUCCUCCACCGUCGAGCAUUAGGACGCCUGAGACCAGGCUAAAGUGCUUCAAGCACCAGGCAUGGCCACAAACGUGUGUGAGCUGCACGUGAACAUGGGUGCCUGGUGCCCUGGAUAGUUACGCAAAGGAGCUUAGUGCUGCGGUCAAAGUUGACCUCCUUAAUCUUGUCAGAAUCUGGGAAGGCCUAACAGUGCAAUGAAUGAUGGAGGUAAAGAUAGUUGCACACAGUGACCAAUGUAUUAAAUGAUGCUUUCUGCAUUGCUCUUUUAUUCACCCAUGCAUUUACUUGUUAAUUUUAACUCACUGUAGUCAAUGGGCUCUGGCCAGAUUUAACAUCAACUAUUCCAACAACACCAAUGAAGAGUAAGUACGUAGAUGAUCUGUGGCUUGCCUAGUCCCUCCCCACUGCUGCAAAACAUGCUCCUCACAACUGUAGAUCAAUUGUCCUCCCACCCCCCUCUUUUUAAACCCUAUUUCAGCUGCCAUGCUUUUGUGGAAAAUCUCUUCCUUGUAGAUGAUAAUCUAUCCCUUUCCUUCUGGUUAGUGAUGCUGCUACUGUAGUUGGGAAUUUACACACUGUAGUAUUUUGGGGGAGGGAACCCCUUGCCCUUGUAUUUAUAGCCUUACUUUGAAUCGUAGCCUCCUGGCUGAUUUUGUGGAGCUUUUCCCAUGUAAAUUCAUAGAUAAAAUCUGUCCAUUCUUUUAAGUGGGCUGUGUUUUGACAUAACACUGGACUCACACCACAUUUAAGCAAACUGGCUGAUGUGUGAGCUGUGCAUUUGGUGUCACACUCCUCAUUUCACUCAUUUCUUAGUUCUGUGGGAAAACAAGCCACUUGGCUUGGUAUUAAAUCUAAACCUGGGCUCGUAGUUUGUUUCUCUCCAAACAAACCAAGGUGGAGCCAAGGUUUCACCCUUGGCUUCUCGCCCAUGGAUUGUUUGUGAGAAGCAAACCAUCAGUACUGGUUUGGAUGAUAUGGAAGCCAAGUCAGCUGCUCUGUAGUUUGUUUCACCACACAACUUAGAGGAGGAACAAAGUGGGAGUGCAUGAGCUGUGUGUAUCAGUGUGCAGCUCAUGCUCAGGCUAACUUGCUUAACUAUGGUUCAGUCAGGAAUGUGGCUCCUCUCUGCUGUGUAGGCCUCUGAGCAGCUUUCCCCCUCUCUCAUAGCACCUGCAUUGCUCAAACAAACCAUAGUGCUGUUUGUCAUGUCAUCUGAACUCAGACCACAGCUUGUUUCAAACAAAAGCUCAAGAGACAAGCCAGAAAAACGUCAAGGACAAACCAUAGUUUAUUUAUGGCUUACCGCUCAAGCAUUGUUUGAAACCAAUAAUAGCCUUGGUUUGGACAACAUGACAAGCAAUCCUGUCUUUUGGUUGAGCUGCGUGGGGCAGACAAUGAACCCAUCUGGCAGUGGGAAGGUACUUCCAUGGGUAAGCCUGUUUUAAAACUGUGGCUUAUUGUGAUGUUUGUGCCAGGCCUAAGCCUCUCUCUCAACAUCUCUCUCAUGUUUAAUAUUGUGUCUUUUAGCUUGAGUAAUCCAGGAUGCUUUAAGGCAGACUGGAUUUUCCUGGUAUUUCUCCUCAAUCACAUACAAAAUAGUCUUGUAAAAGGUAAAAGUAACGUUUACUCGCUCAGAAUACAUGUUGCAGAAUAACAGAUGGUAUAUCAGUUACGAAGUCUAGCUUAAAAGGGAGUCUGAUCAUGGAGCUCGGAUUUAGCAGAUGUCACCGAAGAGAGGAAGAGAAUGUGCCCAGGCAGGGAGGAGAAUAUAUCAGUACACCUUCCCCCUGUCAGGGCACAGCAGGUGGGUCUCUCACAGAGUCCUCUCUAGCAAACUUACAGGAAGACUCUGUGAGCUUCAGCUCCUAUCAUGUGCCUAUCUAGCGAAACAUGAAAUGUUGGUUUGACUGCAUGUUAAAUAUCCCACGUAUGGCUUUGUAAUUGUCAGAGAAGUAGAUUGGGCAGGGAACAAUCUUCAGGCACUAUUCAUUUCAGCUGGGCAGGCAUUCUUGGUUUAAUGAUAGGAGUCUUACAGCCGCUCUCAAGAAAGAAACAGCACCACGUACUAUCUAGGUAAUGGUGCAGAGGGACAACUUGACACAAACUCUCUAUAGAGAUUUCUUAUACUUCAUCAGACUUUAUUUCCCUACCCCACCCCAAAGAAAGGUGUCAGAAUGAUUCCUUAGCACACCAGGCCAAAUAGAUAAAUUCUGGGCUGUUGUGUGAAAGAUUUAUUGCUGGCAAAUGUAUAAAGUGUGUACUAAGCUCUUUCAAAAUCAGCCACAUUUUGUGUGUGUGUGUGUGUGUGUGUGUGUGUGUGUGUGUGUGGUGUUGCGUUCCUGACAUCCACCAACUAUUGUGAUGUGCACAAUAUUUUGUAUUAAACCAUGCAAGUAGCCAUUCGGGUAAACUUUAGACUGGCCUCCUCUAGUCUUCCUGAACCUGCUCCCUGCUUGCUAGCUCUCCAGCUGCUGAUGAGCCAACCACGUUUUGCUAAGUCUGUUGCACACUGUGUUAUGCAGAAAGAAGGAAGAAAAGAAAGAUGUUAAGGAGGAGAAAAAGGAGGAAAAGAAAGAGGAGAAAAAGGAGGAAAAGAAAGAGGAGAAAAAGGAUGACAAAAAAGAUGAUAAAAAGGAUGAUAAAAAGAAGGAAGAAGAGUAAGUAUAAAUUGGGAGAACUGCAUCUUUACAACACACUUCCUGCUCUGUACAGAAUUGAAUGGUAUAAUCAACUAACUGCUCCUGAGUCGUUUAGCUCUUGAGUGAUUGUCGUGUCGAAACCUACAAUCGGCUUUGGCUCUGGAAUAUUCAAACAGUGCAUUCUAGAAUGCUGCAGCCACUCAGGGAACCUGCCACGACUUACAGAGAAUUAGGGCCACCUUUCCCAGAACGUUGCGCAAACAUGGGAUAACUUUGGCACCUAUGCAGAAACAUUGCAGCCAUCAUUUGGAGCUGAGAGCUCCUUCUACAGGUGACAGCAGCAUGAUGUGAGCUGGUCCCCUGUGCAUUUUCCACACCAUGUUGUCUUCCUGUAUAAAGGCUUGCAGCUCUGAGUGUUAGGGCAAAACUCCUGUGACUGACCCCGUCCACAUGGCCACAGACCUUUUUAAACAGAAAGUAACAGCACUGCUGUAAGAUGAAUUCACAAAAAUAUGUAAACAUAUGUAAACAUAUAAAGGAUAUGCAAGUCAGGCUUGGCAAAGCCUGUGCUUUCUGGUUGUCCCCUUAGAGCAGUUUAAGAAAGUGCUGACCCCACUUGCUGGUUCCUUGGCACAUUGGCCAGUUAGGGCAGCAAAACAAGCUGUGUGGGUGAGAGAGGAAUGUAUUGCAGCAGUCUUUGGUAGGCUGCUGCACUCCAGAUGAAUUGGACUAGAACUCCCAUCCUCCCCUGCCGGGAGGUACCAAGUUGGCAAAGGUUGAACUAUAGGAAGUAAGUUCCUGCUAACCCCACCCUUUGAAUUUCUUGCACACAACUGGCCACAGUGGCCGGAGGAUUUGGCACAUUCAGGUUUGAUAGCUGAAGCUUCCAAUACUAAGGUUAUGUUUACUGCUAGCGUGAACAGAUGGGACGCCAUUGAUAUAGCCGCUAAACCUAUGUGCACUUCUAUAAAGCGCAAGGCUGUGCAUGCAUUCUUGGAGAUAAAUGGAUCCCACUGACUUCAACAAAACUGCCUUGGAAGGAAACGUGCCUAGCAUGGCAGCCUUGCAGUUCAAUCCUACGCAGCUUUACUCAGACAUGGCCGUGGGAUUUGCGCUUUGGGUCACUACCUAAGCUUGUGCCCACCGAUGAGGAUCAACUUCCUUGCAACACCAUGUCAAGGAAGGUUGGAAAGAAAUAGAACGCUCAAAAGGCAAAGUAGAUAAUUGAUUCCAAGAAGUGUGUUGCAAAGAUUGCAUCUCAAUUACGCUACUGAUGUGAGAAAACGAAGCAACAAUAGUGGUAGUUGUGUACUUUGCGUGCUGUAGACUUGUAGUAAUAGUACCUGCUGCCAUGCUGUGAUAGUAGUGAUUGUGCAGGUAGUGAAAGCUGGUUAAAAACAAGAUGUCUCGCUUCGGCCCUGUUCUGCAUUUACUGGCAAGGUUGUAAAUGUAAUGCUGAUAGUUUGGUGAGCAAAGUCUUUCACAUCUGUAUGAGCCAUCUGUUCGAUACCCUGUUCAGUUCAAGCCUUAAGAUGCUGUGAAUGAAGCAUCCUCAAUUUAAGCACAGGAUGAGACCACUUUAGCUGAUGACAAGCACUGACUGAUGGUCGGAUCAGUUAUACACCUGAGAAUUCCCAGACAUGCCCUCUUUUGGGGGUCCUACCCAGGGAGAAAUUUUACAUUUUAAAACAAAUGUCCUGGAUUUGGGGUUAAAAAAAUAAAAUAAAAAAUUGUGCAUGGGCAGUUCUGGGUCUGGUUCUGGCUUUGGCGGUGGUGGCCCAGGAUAUAGCAUGGGCGACUCAGGCUCAGCGGCGGAGCUAUCAGGAGAUUACCCUGAAAAAAACUCAACAACUUUUUGUGUCCGGAUUUUGUACCUCUUGAAAUAUGGCGACCCUAAGAUAAACUCGCUGAUUCCAAUUUAUGAACGUGGGUGCCAUGUUGGGCCAUACCAGAUGGACCAAUGCUGGCUAUAAUGUAUUUCUUUACGAAAUUGCAGCCUUCAGCGUACUGGAAGCGGGAUCUCUCUGGGACACGAGAUGCGCCUGUGAUCAAUGGAAUUUCAUGUGCUCACACCUGCAUAUUCUUAUUGCAAUUAUUUCAUUUAUUAAAUUAUAUACAGCCCCCUCAUCGCAAGAUCUCAGGGCGGUUCACAGAUAAAAUACAAGUUAGAACAACAACAACAAGUAAAGCAUUAAAACAAAAACAACAAAACAAUAACCCCCCGCUUCCCCCUUCUUUUCAGGAAGAAGAAAGAGGUCUUUGUGAUGGACCCUUCAAGCGAUCUGUACUAUAGGUGGUUGACCAUCAUUGCAACACCCGUAUUCUAUAACUGGUGUUUGAUAGUGUGUAGGUGAGGAUUAUUCGUUGGUGGGUACUUCUGUUGUCAUUGCCUGUUUCGGUCCUUUGUCUUUACUACUGCGCACGUUAGAUCUUCUAAAAAAACACAGCAAAUAUUUGUAUCUGAAUGCAACGUUGGUUGAUUUUCCUUUUCCUACUCUUGUCCUGGUGUUUGGUUUUUUCCCCAUUAUCAUUUUUAUAGUGUUUAUUUAUUUAUUUAUUUAUUGGCAUUCUUUCUUCUGAGACAGUUGUGCAGAUUGAAAUGGUAGCAGUUUUCAAAUCUGCUAUAUAAAUAAUACACAUGAAACUGCUGACUAUAUAUGAAAUCAUAUGUCUACCUAGCUUGCUUUGAAUGUCACUGUAGUUCAUUUCCUCUUCUUUUCCUCUCAAUUUAACGCAAGAGGCUACAACCUUGUUUUGCUUAAUAUAACCUUUCAGGCUAAUUUUAAAUAUAUUCAUGUUUUAUUAAUAUUUUCCCUCUCUUUUUGCUUGCCAUUCACUUUCAACUCGCUCUGAAAUCUGGAAUGCCUGCCUAGCUAUCUCUUGCUCAUUAGAUCCAGCUGUCUGCCUGUCUAUCAGCAACUCUAUUCAAGUGGUUUAUAUUAGCCCUACAAUUCUAUACUUUUAUCGAUACGCAGCUCUUUCUGAAGCAGGAACUACCGCCCUCCCCACCCCAUCCUCAUCUUAUUUGCAGCAAUCUCUUGCCACUUGUAACAACCUGUCACCGCCAUCUGGUGGGCUGAGUAGACCUGCAGUUCACAGAUCAUGAAUUAUAUUUUGAAUAGGCUGCGCCCUUGCACAGCUUUUCUUGGAUUAUUUGCUCAGUGCAGUUCCGCUAAAUUGAUUUCUGCUCUCCACUUUCCUUACCAGUAUCAGGAAGAUAAGCACAGGGGGAAUUACAACCUCAGAGAAUAUAUGGGAGAUGAAAGCAAGAGAUGUUUUAACGUAAAGUUGAACGUGUGGUUUGCUCUCCCCCAGUGCAACCUGCCUUGAACCGGUUGUUAGCUCUAAGCAAAUCUUCCAUUCCUUUCUGUUUGUUUAGAGCCUGUUUUGAUGAGCUUCAACUGGAACACAUUACACUUUGGCUGAUCUUGGACUAUUCCUCUGAUGUCAUCUAUGUCCUGGACACAUUUGUCAGGUACAGAACAGGUGAGUUGUUUGAGCAGUUUCCAAUAAUAAUAAUAAUAAUAAUAAUAAUAAUAAUAAUAAUAAUAAUUUUUAUUUAUAUCCCACCCUCCCCAGCCGAAGCCGGGCUCAGGGUGGGUAACAACAAUAAAACAGUACAACAGUACAACACAACACUCUAAAAUCAUUCAUUAUAAAAUUAAUUUAAAUCAAACCAAUGGCAACCAUUGAGCCAGAGCUCCGCGAAGAUUGCCGAAGGAGGGAGUCAGGCUGUGCCCUGGCCAAAGGCCUGGUGGAACAACUCUGUCUUGCAGGCCCUGCGGAAAGAUGUCAAGUCCCGCAGGGCCCUAGUCUCUUGUGACAGAGCGUUCCACCAGAUUGGAGCCGCAGCCGAGAAAGCCCUGGCUCUAGUUGAGGCCAGCCUAACCUCUCUGUGGCCUGGGACCUUCAAGAUGUUUUUAUUUGAAGAUCGUAAGUUUCUCUGUGGGACAUACCAGGAGAGGCAGUACCAUAGGUACGAGGGUCCUAGGCCGUAUAGGGCUUUAAAGGUUAAAACCAGCACCUUAUACCUGAUACUGUACUCCACCGGGAGCCAGUGCAGCUGGUAUAGCACCGGGUGAAUGUGAUCUCGCAGCGAGGACCCCGUAAGGAGUCUCGCUGCAGCAUUCUGCACCCGCUGGAGUUUCUGGGUCAGUCUCAAGGGCAGCCCCACGUAGAGCAAAUCACACCAUGAAUGGCAGCAGAUUCUGUCUGUCUGCGUGAAUCUGGACUCAAUUAAAUUAGGGGGGUGGGAUUCAUGCUGGCUUUGCCUCAGUUAUGUUCCCAGAUGUUUAUUUUUGUCAUCUUGGGCCAAUCAAGAACCCUUGCUUUGCUUUUACUGCCAAAAUGAAGUCUAGAUGUGAGCAGAAAGGACUUGAGCAUCCUGCUGCAGCCCCCUGUGUACUCUCAAAACCUGCUCUGUACAGCUGAGGGACCCUUCAGAUUUUGGGGGUGCAAAGGAAGGAAGGGGAAGGAGAGAGAGGUGAAGUUCUGUUGCGUGAGCAGAAAUCUGCUCAUGCAAUGUUGGAUUCUCCCCGCUGAUGUUAAGAUGAGCACUAUAUAAGAUGAGUAAUGUCAUGUCUUACCAUUUUUGUGUUUACCACCCUGGGGUCUUUGGGGAAGGAGAGCAGGAUAGAAAUUUAAUAAAUGAAAUGAAUGUGGCAAUGCCUGGUCAUACCUCAGAAGUUGAACAGAAUCUGUUCUGGAAGUCUGUUCGACUUCCGAAACGUUCGACUUCCAAAGCGCGGCUUCUGAUUGGCUGCAGGAAGCUCCUGCAGCCAAUCGGAAGCCACAGAAGCCCUGUCGGAUGUUCUGCUUCCAAAAGAACAUUCAAAAACUGGAACAUUCACUUCCGGUUUUCGAUUGUUCGGGAGCUGGAAUGUUCGACUCCCAAGGUGUUCAGGAGCCGAGGUACAAUUGUAUUUUAUUUAUUUCAAUAAAUAUUGAUGGCAAAACAAUAUUUUGCUAUAGAUGGUCACAAAACAGUUAAAAUAUUGAAAAUAAAUAUAUUUGAAAACCCAUGAGCAGCUUUCUGGGGUAGACAGUUCUGCUUAAGCAAUCUCUUGCCUUCUCUGUCCUUUUGCUUUUUCAGGUUUCCUGGAACAAGGACUACUAGUUCGCGAUGAAAAAAAGUUAAGACUGAAUUAUCAAUCUACUACGCAGUUCAAGAUGGACUUGCUCUCUCUUGUCCCAACAGACUUGGGCUAUUUUAAAUUUGGGAUUAACUAUCCUGAGCUGCGCUUUAAUCGGCUGCUGAGAAUUGCUAGGCUAUUUGAGUUUUUUGACCGUACAGAAACGAGAACAAACUACCCAAACAUGUUUCGAAUUGGGAACCUUGUCUUGUACAUUCUUAUCAUUAUCCACUGGAAUGCAUGCAUAUUUUUUGCUAUUUCCAAGCAGAUUGGAUUUGGAACAGACACCUGGGUCUAUCCCAAUAUAUCCCAUCCAGAACAUGGACGUCUGUCCAGGAAAUACAUUUACAGUUUAUAUUGGUCAACAUUGACAUUGACAACCAUUGGCGAGACUCCACCUCCUGUGAAAGAUGUAGAGUAUCUGUUUGUGGUCAUGGACUUCCUGGUUGGUGUGCUCAUCUUUGCUACCAUUGUCGGUAACGUAGGCUCAAUGAUCUCUAACAUGAAUGCCUCUAGGGCAGAGUUCCAGGCGAAGGUUGAUUCUAUCAAACAGUACUUGCAGUUCCGAAAAGUCACCAAAGACUUGGAAAACAGGGUUAUUAAAUGGUUUGAUUACCUGUGGACCAACAAGAAAACGGUGGAAGAGAAAGAAGUUCUGAAGUACCUCCCUGAUAAACUGAAGGCUGAAAUUGCCAUCAACGUCCACUUAGACACACUAAGGAAGGUACGCAUCUUCCAAGACUGUGAAGCUGGACUCCUUAUUGAGCUGGUGUUGAAGCUAAGACCCACGGUCUUCAGUCCUGGAGAUUAUAUCUGCAAGAAAGGGGAUAUUGGAAGGGACAUGUAUAUUAUUAAAGAAGGGAAGCUGGCUGUCGUGGCUGAUGAUGGUGUGACCCAGUUUGUGGUCCUAAGUGAUGGCAGCUACUUUGGAGAAAUCAGCAUCUUAAAUAUCAAAGGCAGCAAAUCUGGCAACAGGAGGACAGCCAACAUUAGAAGCAUAGGCUAUUCUGACCUGUUCUGCUUAUCUAAAGAUGACCUGAUGGAAGCUCUCACUGAGUACCCUGAUGCCAAAAAGGCACUAGAAGAAAAAGGACGGCAGAUUUUGAUGAAAGACAAUUUGAUUGAUGAGGAAGCAGCUAAAGCAGGAGCAGAUCCCAAAGACCUGGAGGAGAAAAUAGAAAAGCUGGAAGCUGCCCUAGACAUUCUCCAGACCAGGUUUGCUAGACUCCACGGAGAGUACACUGCGUCUCAAGCCAAAGUCAAGCAGAGACUUGUAAAAGUGGAGACAAAAGUGAAGAAGUUUGGAAGUGGUACGCUGUCAGGUGACGAGGGUGAAAAACCACAGGAAGAGAAAAAGAAUUAA
Podarcis lilfordi (Lilford's wall lizard) is the source of this 14547-nucleotide messenger RNA. NCBI's taxonomy places the organism in Eukaryota, Metazoa, Chordata, Lepidosauria, Squamata, Lacertidae. The record is from the annotation of a GenBank genome assembly.